Molecule: messenger RNA, 5365 nt
Organism: Oryzias latipes (Japanese medaka)
Lineage: Eukaryota; Metazoa; Chordata; Actinopteri; Beloniformes; Adrianichthyidae
Product: transcription factor Spi-C
Biological process (GO): cell differentiation; regulation of transcription by RNA polymerase II
Cellular component (GO): nucleus
Molecular function (GO): DNA-binding transcription factor activity, RNA polymerase II-specific; sequence-specific DNA binding
Source: RefSeq, a predicted model, not a curated record
CAAAAUAAAAUCAAAAAGAAAACAGACAGCAAACCGGAGAACAAAACAGAACAAAAUACCAAACAGAACGGAGAACAUAAUAAGGAAUAUAUAAUAGCAAACACAGGUCAGAACAGAACACAGACCAUAAGACAGAACAAAAUAGAACAGAGACCAGAGAACUGAGAACAGAGAGGAAAAUAUUCCACAGAACAGAGAAUAGAAUGAAGAACAGAACAGGGAAUAAAGAAGACAGAAAAAAGGAAAAGAGAACAGGUCAGAGAAAAGAACAGUAAAGAACAGAGAAUGGAACAAAGACGGCAACAGACAAAAGUAUCAGAAAGGAGAGAACAGGAUGGAGAACGGAAAGCAAAGGAUAGAAAAUCCUAGAACAACAGAAUAAGAACCGUAUACAACAGAACAGAAAAAAAGCCAAACAGAACAAAAAAACAAACAGAGAGCAGAACAGAGGUCAUAAAAAACAACAACAGGAAAAGACUAGAGAAGAAAACUAAAUGGCCCAGAUUAGAUUAGAGUGGAAUAAUUGCUCACCAUGAUAAAAAGGUUAUGUUAACAUUGAAGCUCUUGAAUAGUUUUAGGAAGAACGUCAUCACCUUUGCUAGCAUGAAAUAGGUUUUUUAGACUCUUUGCAUCAGCUGUUGGGAUCUGUAGAUCUGCUCUCUAAGUUUCUUAGGCUGUUCCCACACAGACAUGUGCAGUAUCUCAGAUGAUCAAACUCUAAAACACACACAGAUCAUUUCGUUUGUUCACACAUGACGGACAACCACCGGCCAUCAUCUCCAGGGCAGAACAAAUGCAACACAAAGGCAGUUCGCAGCCUUCAGGCUUUGCUGCUGCUGACAGCCUGAGGCCUCUAAUUUAUGAAGCUUCACCCCGAAUGGAAACAGGGAGCGAAGGAGCGGGAGAGGAGACAAGGUUUGUGGUUCUGAGCUUUUAUCAGUUUGCAGCACAGGCAGGAAACACAUGCACUCCCUUGUAUGUUUGCAUGCUUGCAGACACCACAAACACAAUGGUAAUUUCCUGCAGCAAGGUGCUUUUUUUUAACGUAUUUUUUACAAAUAUUUUACAAAUUCUAACAGGGAAAAACACAAAAUCCUCAUUUAUAAGCAUUCAAGCAAUAAUAAAGAAUUCCAGAGUAGAAUAAUUAUACAUGAAGGACAGAUAAUCACGCCAGAAGUUUGUCAUAUAAAGUUGUUAAAUAUUUAACAUAUGGUUUUAUUUUACAGCCAAAAAAGUGAGAACCCCACAUGGGAUUGAUAAAUCCCACAUCAACGAAGUCCAAAGGGGAAGCAGAUUAUGUAAUAUGUGUUCAUUCCAUAAUCUGUGCAUUUCCAUUUUAUUGUUUCAAUGGAUGUUUCCAGCCUGACACUGCAUGCACUCACACCUGUAAUGAGCUGAAAGGGGAACUGUGGGAACGAGUCAGUUGAUAUUUAAAACUGUGCCCUUGAGAUAAAUAACUUCUCAAAAAACUGAAGCUUAUUUAAACAUGAGGGCUGGCUUUGUGGGGAAAGAGGCACACGUGCUGACUUUAACAGUAGCCUGCUCAGAAUUAACUAUUAACCUUUACAAUCCUGCUUAUAUGAGGCGGUGUUUGCAACAUUUGGGUCUAAAUAGUCACAACUUUUAUAUUGAAGAUUGUUGAUAUAAGACGGAAAACUUUUGCUAUAAGAAGCAAGGGCAAUAAAAAUGAUUUGCAUUUUUCUGUUUUCAGGACAUUUUUUGCAGGAUUUCAAAAUAAAAGUUUUGAAGCUUGCUGAUAUAAGAGAAAAAUGUUGCGUUAAGACGAACAUUUUGACUUUUUCUACUAGGGACAGUAAAAAGUUAAUAGCAUUUUUCUGUUUUUAUGAACUUUUCUGCAGGAUUUCAAAAUAAAAGUUUACAUUUGAAACUGAAAACGACAUCAAUUCAUUUUUGAUGCAAAAACAAAAAAAAAUACAUUUGUUUGUCAUGUAAAUUUUCUACUGUGCAGUAUUUACUGGAGAUCUAGAGCAUUUUCCUUUUUCACGGAUGCAUAUAUGUGCACAAGCCUGAUCUCUCUGAAGAUGUGUUUAGAUAUAAAACUUGUGCCCAGUAUGCAAAUACUUUGGUCAGGUCUAGAAUCAGUGGCACUCCAAGCUUCAACAAGUUUGAAAAAAGCUUUUGUUGUUGGUAGAUUGGUAUCUUCACAGCAAGAGAGAGAGAGAUGGUCAGCUCCCAGCUUCCAAAAAAGAAGAAGUAUUUGAUGUAAACACAUUUAAAUGGACCGUCCUCUUUGCCUAAAUUAUAUUUGAGCACCUCCAACACCUGUUCACAGGUCUUGGUGCUGGGCCAUGUAUAAAUACCUGUGCACACGGCGUACCUGUGUCAGUGCAGUGGGGUUCACAUAUUAGGACUAGAAAUGUCCUCAGCUGAGGGAAACACUCAGUCAUACAAGAUGAUGUCUUUAGACCACGACAUCAACCAGCACUUUCAGGACGCAAUCGAUGUGCUUCAACAGCAUUCGCACAGUUCAUACUAUGAUUCAGAUUACACAUAUUACGAGCAUCUGAGUUUACAGCAGUCGUCUCUGCCGUGUCAGAUCCGCUGUCUCUUCACACACCCAUCGGACGUCCCGGCUCCAGUGUUUGACUGGAGUGACGCAACUCAGCAGUCUUGGAGUCAGGCGAUGACGGAUGUCCCAUCGAGCCACUCAGUGAAGAACGAAACCCCACAUUUUUACUCCAUCUUACCACCACAGAGAAGCAGUAAAGGUCGUAAAAAGCUCAGACUUUAUGAAUACCUCCAUGAAGCCCUAAAUGACCCCAGCAUGGGCGACUCAAUCCAGUGGACGGACAGCGGCAGUGGCACUUUCCACUUUGUCUCCAAAAAUAAGGAGAAGCUGGCUGAGUGCUGGGGACAGCGCAAGGGCAACCGUAAGACCAUGACUUACCAGAAAAUGGCAAGAGCUUUAAGAAACUACAGCCGCACAGGAGAGAUAGUCAAAGUGCGCCGUAAGCUCACCUAUCAGUUCAACGCCGAAAUCCUGCACAAGCUGGGCUCUGCACAGGCACCCAUGCACCUGCCCUGCCACCCAGCACCACAGGUCCAAACCCAGCAGCAAAACCCGGCUGAGCAGGGCUACUGUGGUUCUGCGGGCACAGACUGGCCCGGCUGGUACGGACACUAUCAGCUCCAGGAAGACUAUGACCUGGCGACAAGCUUCACAUCACACACGUCAGCCAAACUCUAGGCUGCCGUUCAGAGGAUUUUGUUCGACCUGCAAACUUUAGGGCUUGUGUGUUGAAAAAUCAGACUGCAGAUUCACCUGCAAAAAAACAAACAAAAACAAAAUCAGUAAGGACUGCACUUGUUUCAGCAGUUUUUGUAAAUAUUUUGUACAUUUCUAUGACUGUAACCACUUUUAUAAUUGAAUGUUUUUCUAUUACAUUAAAAUUUCAAAACAGUUUACUUUUUCUUUCUAGCUGUCUGUUUAAGUGGUGGAUCAGUUAGUUUCACCAAUUUAAGUUUUUUUUUCUACUGGAAAUAAAGUAAAAUAACAUCUUUCUUUUUUUAAACUUAAAAUAUGAUUUAAGCAUUUUUUUAACAUGUUUUUCCUAUAAGAUUUUCUUUUAAAGUAAAUGCUUUCCUUACUUUUAUGCAGUAUCAUGAACUCAGUACAACAGAUUGUUUUCUAUCUGUAGGUUUAGUCACAGUUUAUAACGCAAACACUGUAGAUUAUCGUUUAAACUAUUUUAUUCAAAUGCAUUGUAAGGUGUACAGAAAAAAACUAAUUACAAGAGGUUUAAACACAGAUUUACUGUAAAUUGUUUGAUAGAUUGUGUAAAUUAAUAUAAAUACACAAAAAGAUCAUUUGGAUUUUCUGUUUGCUAGAUCUAUCUAAAAAUGUUAAUUUUUACUUGCUACUUUAGAUAUAAACUAAAAACUUUUACUAAAAAGUAAAAUCUGGAAAUAAAUACUGGCAUGAUUUAUCUGUGUUGCUUAGUCUCUUAUGGUUUAAUAUAUAAUAAAUAUUUAAAAGUUUAAAUAUGUUAAUGCUAUUCUUUUUAUAAAUAAAGUUUGUAUGCUAUGGAGUUUGGUAUGUUUCUUACAUUGUUUGAAUAUAAUACAACUCUUUUGUGACCUUCUGAAGUUAUUGAAAAGAAAGAGAGAGAGAGAGAAAAGAAAAAUUACCUUCAAAGUAUUUGGCAGUGUCUCCAAUAAAGUGAAUUAUUGCAACAGGCAUGCAAAUUCUAAAAUUUAGACACAUCCUGAGAGGAAAAACAUGCCAGCGAGAGGGUUUUUUCCUGAAAAGAGAGCAGCGUGGGGAGGGAAACCUCGAGACCAAGUCUUAUCUGCUUCAGCGGGGAGGAUGUGGUCAGUGCUCGGUUGUCUGGUGAGGAUGGUGGGGCUUUGUAGGAUGGGUGGUCAUUGUUUUUGUCAACCCGGGGUAGAGAAAACGUUUUGAAUAGAGCCCACUCCCAUAGGGGAUAUAAUAAGUCUCCAAGGACCUGAGUGUUCAGAAGUUCGUUGAAAUUCUCCCUAACUACAACGGCUGGACUGAAGGAGAUCCUCAGCGGUUAUGGAUGCUCAGUCUGAUUUGGAGGUGAUAUUAGAGUUUCUGGAGGAAUAUUAUAGACAAACUACUUCAGAAAAUGUAGACAAGAUGUCCUGGACUACAGGUGAUCCUGCAAAUGAAACAUACAAUCAACCGUGGACAGAACAUUCUAGCAUCAGACCUGCCCCUCAACCUUUCCUGGCACACGACACUCGACCGGCCUUUCACCAAAGUACGACAGCAUCAGUGCCUGAGCGUGGGUCAGUGCCAAACUUUGUAUCAACAAGACAAUCAGCAAAACACAAAGCCACAGCAACAGGGAGUGGUAGAAAAGUGCGACUCUUUCACUUCCUGUUUGAGAUGCUGGAGGACCCGAGCAUGGCUCACUGUUUGUCCUGGGUGCCGGCGGCCACCGGCGUUUUCCGCUUUUCCUCCAGGAAUAAGGACCAGGUGGCAGCGCUGUGGGGGCAGAAGAAGGGGAACAAGAGACCCAUGACUUACCAGAAAAUGUCACGGGCGCUCAGGAACUAUGCCCGGUCAGGAGAAAUAUUUAAAGUAAAGAAGAAACUCACCUAUCAGUUUAGUUACAACACCUUGAUGUCGCUGCAGAUGCGUUACCAUAGAGACCAGUAGACUCAAUGUAGAGCUUGUGUUGUUUUUCUUCUGAAUGUCAUGUUUUUCAUGUUUUGGUAGUUUUCAUCUUUACCAUGUUGAUUUUUCUAAAUGAAUUUAUCACUAAUAAUAAAGUGUGUUAAAGAAAUGUUGACAUUUUUAAGGGUAUGUUUUAACCUUCAAAUGCAACUUUGUUAAUCUACUGUGUUUAACUGUUAAUUAAAUAAUUUUCUAAUUCUU